Molecule: messenger RNA, 3102 nt
Organism: Alosa alosa (allis shad)
Lineage: Eukaryota; Metazoa; Chordata; Actinopteri; Clupeiformes; Clupeidae
Gene: kiz
Product: kizuna centrosomal protein
Exons: 15
Coding region: 134-2374 (746 amino acids)
Biological process (GO): spindle organization
Cellular component (GO): centrosome
Source: RefSeq, a predicted model, not a curated record
UGUAGCCACCCUAUGGGGCAAGUCAAUCACCAAGUCCACAUGGUAGGAAUGUUUUCAAGAAGGGCAUUAUGGGUAGCUGUCUGUAUGGCAACCGCUAUCAACCAAUACACUAUCAAGGAGCAUGUACUGCUAGAUGCUAAGAGGCACAAUGGCUUUUUGCAACAAUGAGUACUUUGAGAAAAUUGGACAUAUUCAAGAGAACAUGCACGACAUGGAAAAGAGGAGGCUUGAACUAGAAAGAGAUCUGUUUUCCUACUGCAGGUCUGACCAACGAGUUGCACAGUUGAAACAUGCCAAGCUGCGGCGUUAUCUCAAGGAGAUCUCUGUGAAAGAGGAGCAAGCCAAAGCAAGAAAUCGAGAGCUUCUGAAAAGUGUGGAUUCAGUUGCAUCACAAGUGGAUCGCCUUUGGCCUAAUCGCAGCUCACUGCAUCACAUGAAGAUCGAGUGCUGGAAUCGAAUUUCCAAACUGAGGGAAAAUCAGGAGAAACAGAGAGCAAUCUUAAAAAAGAAGAGCAAGGAUUUGCCACCAUCAUCUGCAAAAACUCUUCCACAGCACCAGCCCUCAGUCAUCUUCAUGGAUCGGCCGACCAUCGGAGAUCCCUGCGUUGAUCGUGACACGAGUGUACUCUCACCGUGGCUGUCACACUCGCCGCCUAAUCACCACCGGCAACCUUUGCUUCCGAGUGGCCUUUUGAAGGAUGCCUGCGUUUCAAAGGCCAGUGCUGGCACAGACUUAUCAGAUGGCAUUCUAGACUUCCUCCAGCUUCCUGAUGGUGCCGCUCCGAGCGAGCGUCAUGAAAGGAGGACGCCCGGAGUGCCAUCUGAUUGCGGCUCCCCUGUGAGGGCCGCAGAAGCACCUGCCGAGUCCUCACCUCAAGUGACCUUGAGAGGACCCAAGUCGAUCUCGCCUGGACCUGCUCCACAGAGACUUAAGAGGAGCUCCUUGCCACCGUCCAGUUCGCACCAGAAUAGUUCCCAUGAUGCUCCUGUGGACCCAAUCUCCCUUCAACGCGACUGUGGAGAUGGUCCACUGAGUUCUUUGCACAAGCUUGGCGAGAAUUUGGAAAUAGCUCAAGGACGUGAGGUGGAAUCUAGCCCAGCUCCACCUAGUCCCAGCCUAUCCAGUUCCAGUGUUGAUAUAUCGGCAGAGUCUUCUGUGAAGAUUGACAGCGACGUCUCAAUCUCCAUCAGUGAUUGUGAUCUUCAGAGGUCCGUCAAGACGAGGGUUUCCAGUCUGAGGCACUCAGAAAAGACUAAGGACCUACCCAAGGACAAAACACCACCCAAAGUACCACAGACAACUGUACAAGAUGGCUCAGACUGCUCAUCUCACAGUUCUGCCACAGACAGGCUGUCAUUAGAUGGUCUGUCCUAUUUGCUUGACCAUAUCGAAAGAUGUCUGCAAAGCAGCGACAAGGAGGCGUACCAUGACCUGGCGGUCAGCCAGCAGCAACUCGGCGACGUGAUCAGCCUUUGUCAGGGAAAGGCUGCCCUGAAUGGAGAGGCACUGCAAGCAUGUGGCGCGGUCGCCGUGCAACAGCUGCAGAGGUUGUCAUGGAGCACGUCAAAAGGAUGCCUAUUACCCUGGGAGCUGGUCAGGGCGAACUGGGACUGCACUGAGCAGACACGAAUAAGGUCAUGCCUGCCGGCUGACAGUGUUCCCCUGUGGGACCGCUGGCUCCGCCACGCCCUGCUGCUGAGGAAGCUGGAUGUGCUGACCUGCGAGGAGGUCCUGCAGGUCUUCACCCCUGUCCUGGUCCAGCCCAACGCCCCGUACACAGACAAGGCGGAGGUGCUGCUGAGAGCACUCUUCAACGACGCCCCUCUGGACUUAUCUUCGACCCCAUCAGACAACGAGGACUCCUCCUCGGCUGGCUUGCCUUCCAUUGUGGGCGACAGCGAUGACAUCCAGCCUGAGAGGCCGGCCAUUCAGAGGCCAUCUCUCAGUUUAGCCAUGCACGGAGUACAAAGUGGUGAAGAGGAGAGUGCUGACCAGGGCUCGUUGGAAAGUAUCCCUAUUAGAGAGACAAAGGCCUAUCAGUUGCUUAAACAGUCUGCCUCGCAGGUCAGGCAUUGGAGCAGCAAGGCAGACAAAGAAGAGCUGGAGGAAGGGGAGGACGAGGAUGAUGAGGAAGGCUCCAGUCUGGAGCCACCAGGAUCGUUAGCCAAAGAAAAAAAUAGAAUGGACUGGGGGAAGAACACCACUACUCAAAACUCGUCUUUUCGCAAAGAGAAAACCAAAGCUGAGGCCCUUUCAGCCAUCCAAUCAAAAGCUUUUUGGGGAGAAUCAGAUGACAGCAAUUCGGACAUUGAAAUUGCCUUGCGUCCUCAGUCUUGGAAGUCUGGUGAUGACACUGAUGAUUUCUACGACUGAUUGCAACCUCUGGAAAGAACAGUUAAUGCUGGUGCCGGCAAAACCCUUGUUCGGAGGUUGUGCUUAUGUGCUCUUGUUUGCUCUUGAAGCAUUCACAACUGUGCAUUCUAUUAGAAUAAAUAAAGGGACCUCUUAGUUGCUGGCGAAAGAAUGUGGAGGAUUUUUCAAACACGCCAGUGCUAACCCUGCUUGAAUCUCUCCAUCUGAACAGUCCUUGUGACUGGUUGAAAUAGAUUAAACUUUGCUUUUAAAGCCAUUCCUUUGCACUGUGUUGCAUAUUAUGAAUUUUAGAUUUUGCAGGCGUCUCAAAAUUUGUCAUCGCCGGAGGGCUUGAGUGGGCUGCUUUGAGUCAACACUGGUGAGAGCCAGCCAGUUAUGGCCACUCUGAACAGUGGCAGAACACCUUUGAACUCAGUGAAGUACCAGCACUAGGAGAACAAAGUGUGUCAUAGCUGUCUAAAAAUGGAAGCAAACAGUUUUUUCCCCUCUCUGCAGUGACUCUUAUAAACCAAUGUUUGCACACAUAAAAUAUGACACUUUCGUGCAACUGUGAAUACCUGCCGAAUGAGAGCGUAAUCAAGCAUUUAUAUAGUGAAUGCUGUUCAGUCAUGAAAAGACGUAGUAGCUUAAGGGCUCUUUUCGUUUUUUGGGGACAAUGCUUACAAAGGUUGUGACAUGGUAAUGGGUACAUUUUUAUAUACUGUGUAUGAAUAAAAUGUGCUUUUUAA